CUUUCUCCGCCAAGACCCCCGAGACCCCGUGAAGUGAUGAACAACACCACCCACAUAUUCUGGGUUGCCUUCGACCAACACGCUUGUUAUUUCCUCACGCACGUAUCCCAAGAACUACAGUCGAGUUGUAGUUCUCAUCAAAAGAAAACAUUUGACUCCUUUGUAGGCAACACAACUAUCGUAGUUGGUCUCAUCAUGGUUUCGAACCAAGAACAGGCAGGCAGUGCUUCCCUCGCUGCUGCAACUCGGGUCACAAAGCUAGACUCGCACACCUACAGAGUCGAGCUCGAUGAGGCCUUUUGUAUUGGCAACGUCCCCAAUGGUGGAUAUGCUUCGUCAUGUAUGCUCGCGGCCGCGAGCGAGCACCUCUCGUCGCGCGACCAGCGCGACACGCUAACCGCCCACUUUGAGUAUCCAAGCCGCACCAGCCCCGGGCCCGCGAUCGUCAAGAUCGAGGACGUCAAGAUCAGCGGCCAGCUGUCCACGCUGCACCUCGCGCUCUGGCAGGGCGGGCUCGUCCCGCACGCCCCGUGGACGACGGCCGCCUCGCGACGCGCCAUCCUCGCCUACACGACGCAUACUAACCUGGCCGCGUUCACGGGGAUCUCGCUGCCGACGGGCUUUGAGGGCACCGCGGCCGCGGAGAACCCUCCCCUGCCUGAUUUCGAGGCCCUGAAGAGCCGCGGCGUGGAUGACACGUGGGAGGAGUCGAGACCGCCCAGGGCCGCGCUGAGUGUUGCGCGCUCGCUGCAGAACUGGAAUUUCUACGUGCCCCGUCAAGGACCGCUGGCCCCCGGCGUGUUGGAUAUGUGGACACGCCUGUCGAGUGGAGAGCGUAUCACGCAAGGUGCGCUGCCGUACGUCGUGGAUUCGUUCCCGUAUAACCUUCACGAAUUCUUAGCGGCGCCCGAGCUGCGCGAGCUGCUUCAAGCAGGCCGGAAGGGUGAGGCGGCCGGUGAUAGCCCCGAGGGAAAAGAUAUCAAGGCCAAGGACGAGCAGCGCGCUGGCAUGUGGUUCCCCACGGUGGUUAUGAAUCUCGAGAUGAAGACGGCUCUGCCUGAGGACGGAGUAGAGUGGUUGGCUGUGCGUGUGACAUCGAAACAGAUUAAGGAGGGGAAGUUCGACCUCGACAUCUCGGUGAGGGAUGUCCAUGGUGAGCUACUGGUACUAAGUCAUCAUGUCGCGAUGAUUUUAAGCAUUGAGAGAAACACGAGGAAGUCACGGUCUUCAUUGUAGUUUGCAACGGGCUAGAUGCCAAUGGUCAUACAAGGCUAUGAGGCCACCGUGAAAGAAUUC
This is a messenger RNA of Diaporthe batatas, 1296 nucleotides long. RefSeq lists its product as uncharacterized. The transcript is spliced from 3 exons. NCBI's taxonomy places the organism in Eukaryota, Fungi, Ascomycota, Sordariomycetes, Diaporthales, Diaporthaceae. The record is from RefSeq and is a predicted model, not a curated record. Bases 37 to 1236 code for a protein of 399 amino acids.